Molecule: messenger RNA, 1101 nt
Organism: Podarcis lilfordi (Lilford's wall lizard)
Lineage: Eukaryota; Metazoa; Chordata; Lepidosauria; Squamata; Lacertidae
Source: the annotation of a GenBank genome assembly
AUGGUCGAUCAUGAUCUUUUGGACCACCGCCUCGCCGAUGGGGGGAUACAGGGCAUAGUCCGUAAAUGGCUGUGCUCUUUUAUCUCUGGUCGGGGGCAGAGGGUGGCACUAGGGAGGGAGAUGUCAUCACACCACCCCUUGGUGUGUGGAGUGCCGCAGGGCACAAUCCUCUCCCCGAUGCUUUUUAACAUCUUUAUGCACCCCCUUGCCCACAUUAUCCAGAGCUUUGGACUGGGUUGUCACCAAUAUGCUGAUGACACUCAGCUCUAUCUGCUGAUGGAUGGCCAUACCGACUCGAUCCCUGACACACUGACCAGAUGUUUGGAAGCUGUGGCUGGAUGGUUUCGUGGGAGCCGACUGAAACUAAAUCCUUCAAAGACAGAGGUCCUCUGGCUGGGUCGGGAUGGUAUGGGGAUGAGGGACCAACUCCCUUCUCUUGCGGGGGCCCAAUUAGUGCCAUUGCCUUCUGUUAAGAGUUUGGGUGUAAUCCUUGAUGUCUCCCUUUCCAUGGAGGCGCAGGUUACAACAGCCAAGUCGACAUUUUCCCACCUUCGCCGUAUCAAGCAGUUGGUCCCUUACCUUUCCCGCCCCAACCUGGCCACAGCGAUCCAUGCGAUGGUCACCUCCAGGCUUGACUACUGUAAUUCGCUCUACGCGGGGCUGCCCUUGAAGCUGUCCCAGAAACUCCAGCGGGUGCAGAAUGCUGCAGCGAGGCUCCGCACAGGGUCUCUGCCAUGGCAGCAUAUUCACCCAGUGCUUUUCCAGCUGCAUUGGCUCCUGGUGGAGUACAGGGUUAGAUUUAAGGUGCUGGUUUUGACCUUUAAAGCCCUUCACGGCCUAGGACCCUCAUACCUACGGGACUGCCUCUCCUGGUAUGCCCCACGGAGGACCUUAAGGUCCAUAUUUAGCAACACCCUAGAGGUCCCGGGCUCCAAGGAAGUUAGAUUAGCCUCAACCAGAGCCAGGGCCUUCUCAGCACUGGCUCCAGCCUGGUGGAAUGCUCUGUCCCUUGAGACCAGGGUCCUGCGGGAUCUGAUUUCUUUCCGCAGGGCCUGUAAGACAGAGUUGUUCUGCCUGGCCUUUGGCUUAGAAUCAGUUUGA